UUCGUGUUCCGAAUUCAGGCAGAGAGAAUAAUAAUAACAUUGUUUUGAAAUGGAGCAAGGGGCCGAGACCUAUUUGAGAAACAAAAAACUACUGAUAAGAAAGUGAGAGCCUCGGCCCAACUGUACUUAGGACUUGGAUGCUGCGUGAUAACUGCUGGCCAGAUUGCUAUCACAAUGUUUUCAUUCACGGGCCACUGGCAUCGAGCUCGAGUUAUGAAUGACGUCGUCGAUUAGUAUUGUGCCGAUCUUACUACAAGUUGGUAAUAAGUUGAACAUCUAAUCAGCAGCAACAUGGAGCGUGAGGAUGCUAUCAACCAGCUCAGGAAUCUGGUAUCAGGUGAACCAGAAUUGAAUGUUGGAAAGGAUGAUGAUCGCAUCCUGCUACGUUACCUCGCUUAUACCAAGUUCGAUGUUGAGAAUGCAUUCGAAAAGAUGAAGAUGAUCUACAGGAACAAGCACACCUAUGCUGAAUGGUAUGCGACAGAAAGGACCGAGAAUCAGGACUUUGUUUUAAGCCGGCACAUUCAUACAAUGAUUGAGCCUCGAGAUAGUCAAGGUCGAAGAAUCUACAUUGUUCAGCUGGGAAACAUAGUUGUCAGUGAUCACCAGGCGCAUGAGAUGUCACAAGUGGAUGAUAUCUGGUUAGAGGCAGUUAUGGACGAGCCUGAGACACAGAAGAAUGGAGUAGUGUUCAUAGUUGAUAUGAAGGGAUUAUCGUGGAAGUUUAUGAAGUAUUUUACACCGACAAACCUCAAAGUCGGCUCAAUGAAAGCUGAAACGAUUCCUCUACAUAGCAUACAGUUCCAUGUAAUAAAUACAGGAAUGCUUCUCAAUGGGAUGGUAUCAUUGGUAUUUCCUCUUUUGUCAACUGCAACCAAAGAAAGUAUAUUUUUCCAUAAAUCUAGCCUUGAGUCAUUACACAAACAUAUUUGUCCAGAGUCUCUACCCAAAGAGUAUGGAGGAACGCAGCCACCUUUGGACUAUGAUAAGAAUAUUGAAAUAUUCUUGAAAAAGAAUAACACGAGGCUUCUUGAGCUGCUCAAAUAUGGAUACUCUACAGAAAAAAAGUAAUUCGAGGAGUGAUACAAUCCACCUUGAUUCAAUACAUUAAUAUUUAAUUUAUUUGUAAAUAUUUUUACUUUGUAAUUGUAUAACGUGUAAAAAGUGUAUGUUCUAAUACUUAUUUUUUAUUAUUAUUGUCGAUAUUUUUUAUUUCAUUUUUCAUAAACGGUAAUUAUUUCUG
This is a messenger RNA of Nilaparvata lugens (brown planthopper), 1243 nucleotides long. Its product is annotated as clavesin-1. Gene Ontology annotation, cellular component: membrane. The coding region runs from base 292 to 1071 and encodes 259 amino acids. Gene Ontology annotation, molecular function: phosphatidylinositol bisphosphate binding. The record is from RefSeq and is a predicted model, not a curated record. Lineage: Eukaryota; Metazoa; Arthropoda; Insecta; Hemiptera; Delphacidae. The transcript is spliced from 7 exons.